This is a messenger RNA of Prunus mume (Japanese apricot), 1799 nucleotides long. Its product is annotated as 26S proteasome non-ATPase regulatory subunit 12 homolog A-like. NCBI's taxonomy places the organism in Eukaryota, Viridiplantae, Streptophyta, Magnoliopsida, Rosales, Rosaceae. The record is from RefSeq and is a predicted model, not a curated record. Gene Ontology annotation, cellular component: proteasome regulatory particle, lid subcomplex; cytoplasm.
GAACACAUAAGAGAGGAAAGAGAAAAUCGGCCUGUUCAGUCUUUACCUUUCAUCCCUCUCCCUCUCUCUCUCUCCUCUCCUGGCCUGUUUCACUCACUCUCUAAAUUCGCGCAUCAGGUAAAGGUUUCUUCCAUACCAGAAGGACUCUACUAGGGUUUUAUUCACCAAUCCAUCUUCGAAAAUGGAAGGAGGAGGCAAUUUAGAUGAGCAAAUAGAGCAAUUUCUGAAUGUAGAGAAGAAGAUGAGGACCGCUGGUGACGUGGCAGGAACCAAGAAAGCAGCCACUGACAUUCUUGAGCUCUGCUUCAAAGCAGGUGCUUGGAAGACCCUCAAUGACCAGAUUGUUGUCUUAUCAAAACGCCGUGGUCAGCUAAAGCAGGCUGUAACUGCAAUGGUCCAGCAAGCAAUGCAAUAUAUUGAUCAGACACCAGAUCUUGAAACUCGUAUAGAGCUUAUUAAGACACUAAAUAAUAUUUCUGCUGGGAAGAUAUAUGUUGAAAUUGAGAGGGCACGUCUAAUAAAAAGACUUGCAAAGAUUAAGGAAGAGCAAGGGCUUAUUGCUGAAGCUGCUGAUUUGAUGCAAGAAAUUGCGGUGGAAACAUUUGGUGCUAUGGCAAAAACUGAGAAGAUUGCUUUCAUUCUUGAACAAGUUCGUUUGUGCUUAGACCGCCAGGACUAUGUUCGUGCUCAGAUACUAUCAAGGAAGAUUAGUCCAAGAGUUUUUGAUAUUGAUCCUGCAAAAGAAAAGAAAAAACCUAAAGAAGGUGACAAUAUUGUGGAAGAAGCUCCUGCUGAUAUUCCAUCACUCUUGGAGUUGAAGCGGAUCUACUAUGAGUUAAUGAUACGGUAUUACUUUCAUAACAAUGAUUACCUUGAGAUUUGCCGUUGCUAUAAGGCGAUAUACGAUAUUCCUUCUGUCAGGGAGAAUCCAGCCCAGUGGAUACCGGUCUUGAGGAAGAUAUGUUGGUACUUGGUUCUGGCGCCAUACGAUCCAAUGCAGUCAAGUCUUCUCAAUUCCACCCUGGAGGAUAAGAAUCUUACUGAGAUUCCAUAUUUUAAGUUGCUGUUGAAACAGGUGGUAACUAUGGAGGUCAUACAAUGGACAUCCCUUUGGAACACAUACAAGGCUGAGUUUGAGAGUGAGAAGAGCCUGCUUGGGGGCUCUUUGGGUGACAAAGCAGCGGAAGAUCUAAGGCAGAGAAUAAUUGAACACAACAUUCUUGUUGUUUCAAAGUACUACUCAAGGAUAACCUUGAAGAGACUUGCAGAGCUUUUGUGUCUGAGUGUCCAGGAAGCUGAGAAGCAUCUGUCAGAUAUGGUUGUGUCCAAGGCACUGGUGGCCAAGAUUGACCGGCCUAUAGGAAUAGUCUGUUUUCAAACUGCAAAGGAUAGCAACAAUGUUCUUAAUUCGUGGGCUACGAACUUGGAGAAAUUGCUUGAUCUUGUUGAGAAGAGCUGCCACCAAAUACACAAAGAAACCAUGGUUCACAAGGCUGCUCUGAAGGUUUGAGAAUCACAAAUUUCAGGUAGGCCAAACCUAAUCUUUUGUUUCGCGUAUUAAAGAGUUCUUGGAGUCCGAGCAUUUGGAUUAAACCUGUAUUUCACUGGGUCGAUGAGGCUACGUGCAUCAAUUUAUUUGUUUUGUUAUGCAUCUUGAAACUUAAUUGAAGAUUGUUGUAUGCUACCGGCACAUGCCUUGCUAGUAGGGGUAACCAAAGGAAAAUUUUAUUGGCUUAAUUUGUUUCUGGCACGGGAAAGACUGCUUUCACUUGUUAAUUAUGUUCUUUGCCCCUGUUUAA